This is a messenger RNA of Salvelinus sp. IW2-2015, 3600 nucleotides long. Lineage: Eukaryota; Metazoa; Chordata; Actinopteri; Salmoniformes; Salmonidae. The record is from RefSeq and is a predicted model, not a curated record.
AUACCGUCAGCUGUUGUGUGGGUUUAACUUAUUUCCCCAUUCUCCUCUCCCUCAAUAUCUUUCCGAUCCUAAGCAAUUUGUGAACGUUGAUGGCAUUGCAGCCAAAAUAGUUUCCAACCAAACACAUUGCUGCUCUGUGUGUGGCACUGGUUUUAUUUUUUGAAAGAGCGCUACCUACCCGGUGCGUUUCCAGCGUUUUCCAUUUGGAAAUGGGGGUAGACUGCGCGCGCUGGUGAACAACUAGAGUGACUCAACCAAGUUUCCCUUCUGUCUGAGGAAUGAGUAUACAUACGGUCGGGAGAGGACGAGCCGAAAAGCGCAUGAUUGAAUGAAUAAAAUGGAAAGCAAAGACCUCGACACCGAUUUGGUGGGAAAUGUGUUGCCUGAAGCAACAUCUCCCCACCCGGCUCAGGACCCAAACCCCACAAAGGAAGACACUGAGGGGUUGACAAGCCACCCGAAAACAGGCUCAGCCCAGAUAAUGGAAACCUACACGAAAAAAGACAAAGAAAGGAGAGUGGGGACCCCCACGAAACUGGACGUCAUCCCGAAGUCACCUGCUACACCGACAUCGCCCAUGCCUGGCUCAAGUUCUAGCCCCAAACGUAAUAAAGCGGCGAAGAAGUCCCAAUGGCUGGAGAAAGAGGAAAAGGCCCGGCAGCUGAGGGAUAGCCAGGUGGACGAGCGGCGCAGGAAGCUGGAGGAGCAGCGGAUCAAGACAGAGAAACGUCGCUCUGCCCUGGAGGAGAGGCAGAAACAAAAACUAGAAAAGAACAAGGAGCGAUAUGAGGCUGCCCUCCAGCGGUCCACUAAGAAGACCUGGGCUGAGAUCCGUCAGCAGAGAUUGUCCUGGGCCGGAGGCCUCAGCCAGAACUCCAGCCAGAGAGAAAGCAGAUGCUCCAUGUCGGCGGUCAACCUGCCCAAACACGUGGACUCGGUUAUAAACAAGAGACUCUCCAAGUCCUCCGCCACCCUUUGGAAUUCCCCCAACAGAACAGCCCGUAGCCUCCAGCUGAGCCCGUGGGAGAGCAGCAUUGUGGACCGACUGAUGACGCCCACCCUGUCCUUUCUGGCCCGUAGUCGCAGCGUCGCCAGCGUGCUCAGCAACGGUAAAGACCAGUCGCCCCUAUGCCCUCGUUCGGCCUCGGCCAGCCCGCUGACGCUGUGUGCCCACCGGCCUCACCACCGCUGCUCCGACCGCUGGAGGGUGACGUCCAGCACGCCCGACAUCACCCAGCGCCGACGCGACUCCACGCCGAUAGAGAAGAAAAAGAAAGAGAAGAAGGACAAGGAGCGGGAGAACGAGAAGGAGAAGAGUGCUCUCAGCAAAGCCACGGUGCUGAAGAAGAGACCGUGCUUACCCAGUAUGAGACACAAACCGGACCCCAGUCCUAGUCCCUUAUCCAGACAGCGGGCUGCCUCACCUGCCACUACUCCUAGAGCAAGACCUUCCUCCUCCUCUCCUAGCCCUGCUGCCUCCCCCAAACCCCCCUCCUCAGCCCGGGCUAGUCCCUCCACCCCCAAGGCCCGGCCCAAGAGGGCUAGGACCCCGGCCCGGGUGGACCACGGGCGCACCUCCUCCCCCGUACCCCUGGAGAGGGCCAGGGAGACCCGCGGCCGUAGGUCAGCCACACCCGAGGAGCCCAAAGGCAAGAGCUCCCCCGUUCCUUCAAUCGUGGUAUCCUCUGCUCCGGCCACGCUCCCUUCGCUGAGUACACCAAUCACGACGGCCACCGCCACUCCCUCUGAGGUCCCUCCUUCUGCCCAAUCAACCCCCAGUGUCCCUGCAUCGUCCCCAGCCCCAGCCUCCUCGUCAGCCAAGCCCAUGGCGGGCACCAACAACCCAGAGGAGGCCGCCCGGAUCCUGGCCGAGAAGAGGAGGCAGGCCCGGGAGCAGAGGGAGCGGGAGGAGCAGGAGAAACGCGAGCUGGAGGAGAGAGAGAAGGUCCUGCGAGAGGAGCGUAAGCUGCGGGAGGUGGAGGAGAGCAAGCGCAGAGAGGAGGAGGCGCGCCUCAUGGCUGAGGAGCAGCGCCUGAGAGACGAGGCCCAGCGUGUGGAUGAGGAGAAGGAGGCGCAGGAGAGAGCCAGGGCAGAGCAGGAAGAGAAUGAGCGCCUACAGAAACAGCCUCUGCUGACUACCAGCCAAGCCCAGAGAUCAACAAGAAUACAGAGAACGACCAUAGUGGUUUGAGAGACAGCUCCACGGUCCAUGUGGUCAACGGUGUCCAGCCUGCCAGACACGAGAAUGGCCUGUCUAGCAAGGGGGACACCGCACACUUUGAGGAGGUCAUCCAGCUAGCCAAUCAGGGCAACAGCAGCAACGGGGGGAGGGAGAAAUCAGAGAGUGACAUGCCCACUGAACCAAUCCUGGCCUUUGAAAGUGAUGAGCCCUUCCUGAAAAAAGUGGGCCCCAUGAAGCCUCAGCAUGUCGCAGAGGUCCUGUGAGGUGUGCCACUCACAAAGGCGAUUCUUAGCCCCCCCCCUUCCCGAUUCCAGCCUCCACUCGUACGGGUAGAGGGCCCCCCUCUUCCCGAAGGUGCACAUCCCCUAUGAUCUGUGCCAAACCAAUCACAGACUGCUUUCUAGGCCCAAAAAAACAUAAACUUUCCCUGGGAAAAGGGCAGAAGAAGAUGAAGAAGCAACAACUCUGCAUUCUGCAAAAAAAGACACAAGCAAAACACAAAAACAGGAUAUGACGUCAUCGCCACCCGACAGGGUGCAUCAGUGUUACCAUUUGUAGAUGGUAGAAGAUAUCGCGGCAUCAAUUCUUCCACAGCAGUAUCAUCCAUGGUAGAUUUCAGUAUCCCUGGGGGUGAAAAAUACACAUUUGACACAAAUGAGUAAUUGUUAUUGUUAUGAUGACGAGUUGAAAGAGAAGUGAGUUGGCUUUUUGUUUCUAAUGUUUAGUUUAUUUAAGAGAAAUGGGUACAGUUGUAUGUGAAUAAUGUAAAUCAAAACUUGAGAGUUGGACUAAAUGAGGGAGAGUGGUCUGUGGAAUAAAUUGUGUGUGAAUUUAUGAAAGGAAUCCCAAUGUUUACUUAACUUCUGCCUUUCAAGGUUUUCCCAGUAACUAAUAUGUAUUGGAAACGUAAUGAUAUGGUCUCUAUAAACGUAUUUGUAAAUGUUCUGUAAAUGGAGCUACACUGCAAAUAGAAUGUCUCCAAAAUACUGAAGAAGACGUUUGACAACGUUUUGACAAUGUAAGAAUUACAUUGUUGCAGCACAGCGUCAGCUGUCUCCAAGGAGCGCUAUAGAAAUGAACAAGGGAUCAGUUGAACGAAAAACAGCACACGCAUGGGUACUCCAGAUUCAGGAUUGGUAAGCCUUGGGUCAAAUCAGUGAUCCAUUCAGUUUAAUCAGUGUUGAAACAGAAUGUACACAAGGGCAUUCCAUCCCACUAUUUUAAAAUGCAGUUUAGUUUUUUUCUAAACCUGAGCAAGAAGCACGAUAUGCUGCCACCUCCAUCGAAAUUCCACAGAUUCGAAUGUGUUUGAAAAUGAAAUGCUGGUGUGUGUAUAUGCUAUAAAUAUAUUUCGUUGUGUAUUGAAGGGUCAAAGGGAGUAUCGGGAGUCUUAUUAAAGAGAACAUUGUUGUCCAGUA